AUGGGAAACAUCCAGUUUCAGGUGCAUUUUCAACAAGAAGCCCAAGUGAUUAGGCAGGGUAAGCUUACUCCGCGCAGCAACCCAGAUGAGUGGAAGACUAUUGUUGCGGGUAGAUCUAUGGACGUCAAGAAAUUGCUCAAAAGACCAGUUGUUGAGAACAGUCUCUACUUUAUUGCAACCUGGUUCAUUGGAGACGCAGUGUCACAUUCGAAUAGCACUAGGCAUGAGUUGGAUGAUUUAACAAAAUCAAUGAGACAAAUGACCACGGUGUUUGAAAUAUUUCAACAACCCUCGAUUGGGAUCACUUGUUUAGUUUUCCGUUCCAAAUGCAGUGGAGGCGUGAAAAAUUUAUAUGUCACAAGUCAUAUACUCACACAGUUUGAAUACUUUCAAAAAUUUGAGUUUGGUGCUCUCCCCUCCAUCCUAUGUAUGUGUAUAAAGACGUCUUACCUGACGGGCUAA
Messenger RNA from Melampsora larici-populina 98AG31, 462 nucleotides. RefSeq lists its product as uncharacterized. Lineage: Eukaryota; Fungi; Basidiomycota; Pucciniomycetes; Pucciniales; Melampsoraceae. The record is from RefSeq and is a predicted model, not a curated record. The coding region runs from base 1 to 462 and encodes 153 amino acids. The transcript has 2 exons.